This is a messenger RNA of Physcomitrium patens, 3900 nucleotides long. The record is from RefSeq and is a predicted model, not a curated record. Lineage: Eukaryota; Viridiplantae; Streptophyta; Bryopsida; Funariales; Funariaceae.
AUGCUGCCAGAGUGAUUCUGCUGCACCGACUCUCUCUCUCUCUCUCUGAUGCUGAGACAUUCUUUACAUGCGUAAUUAAGUUGUGAGUUCUUUUUCCGCGAUUGUUGUGCGGCGGAAAAAGAACUCACAAUCGCGGAAAUAGCAGGCCAUGGAGGAUGUUAGAUUCUGUAACACUUCCCACCCCUUCAAACCUACUUCCCCAACUCAUGACUUGACCUAUAGCUCAUGAUGGUUUGGCGGAUUCGUUCUGUGCAUUAUGAUUGAGGCUGUGGGCAACGGAUUCGUUGGCAGCUUCAUAUGCGUUGCAGUACAGGAUAUCUGUUUAAUGCAAGUGAAGUUGGUGGCACGAGCUGGAAAAUCGAAACUGGUAGUGGAAGGAGAAGCUAGCGCGCGUGACAGCCUUGAAAUCAAAGAAAAAUCAACCGAGGGUAGACGAUAAAAAAAAGUUAGGGAUGCCUGAAGCUGCGGCUGCCCCGUCGAACGGGGUAACUAAACCAGAAGCUGGGGUCAGAGAUGCAAUUACGAACGAUGGCCCAGAUCAUGGUGGGCCUCAUCACCAUGAGCGCCAUCACAAGCACCACGAUCGGACGCCCGUGGCUGGAACGCGUGGAGUUGGUGGAAUUGGAGCUUUGGCCGGGGGGAAGCUGGGAGGACAUGAUGGAUCAGGACAUGGAGCUCAGAGGGGACAAUACAUUGAGGGUCACGAGAUGGAGGCUGACACCAUGAAAGAAAUUGUGGAAGGUAAAAGACUCCUGCAUGGAACUUUGGAAGUGGAGAUCAGAUCAGCUGAAAACCUCCCCAACAUGGACAUGUUCUCGGAAAAAUUUAGGCAAUGCUUCUCUUACCUGACGAUUUGCAAGGCUCCUUUUGUAAAGACAAAAUCCAAGAUUAAUGAGAAAGGUCAUGGCCAUCGCCCCAAAGGUAUCACUAGCGAUCCUUACGCUGCGGUCAACCUCGCUGGUGCACGUGUUGCCAGGACGCGGGUCAUCUCAAACAGCACGAAUCCGCAAUGGAAUGAGCAUUUCUCCAUUCCUGUUGCACAUUAUGUGAGCGAGGUCGAGAUUACCGUCAAAGAUAAUGACGUGCUGGGGGCACAACUUAUUGGAGACGUGAAAAUCCCUGUGGGUGAUAUUAUGGAUGGCAAGGUUGUUGAGGGUUGGCAUGAUGUGAUAGCCCCCUCAGGGAAGAUAGCGCAUGGGAACGCCAGGAUAUAUUUCACGAUGAAAUUUACUCCUGUUGAGAUGAACCCCAUUUACAUGGCCGCAGUUGGAGGGCCGGAAAAACUUCAUGCAGUCCCUAAUACAUACUUUCCUUGUCGCAAAGGGUGUGAAAUCACCAUGUACCAAGACGCCCACAUAAUGGACGGCUCUUUACCUCAAAUCACGCUGGCGGACGGAGUACCAUAUCAGCACAGGCAAGCUUGGGAGGAGAUGUGCACGGCCAUACUGGAUGCUCAUCAUCUGAUAUAUAUUGCGGGAUGGUCUAUCUACACAAAGAUCAAGUUGCUGCGUGACACUACCCGAGAUUUACCGGACGGUGGGGAUUAUUGUCUUGGAGAUCUUCUGAAAAGAAAGUCGGCAGAGGGAGUUCGUGUGCUCAUGCUAGUUUGGGACGACAAAACAUCUCAUCAAAAUCCUUUUAUCAAAACGGUAGGAGUCAUGGGAGUUCACGAUGAGGAGACAAAGAGUUUUUUCAGGAAUAGCGCCGUUCGCUGCGUUCUGUCUCCACGCUACGCCGAUAGUAAACUUAGCUGGUUCAGGCAACAGGUUGUGGGAACUCUGUAUACCCAUCAUCAAAAGACUGUAAUCGUUGAUUCUCAAGGUCCAGGGAACAAGCGGAAAUUGACGUCUUUCCUUGGUGGUUUGGAUCUUUGUGAUGGGCGUUGGGACACUCCAACUCACUCUCUAUUCAAUACCUUGAGCACUUUUCACAAGGAUGACUUUCACAAUCCGACCUUUGCUGUUGGGGCAGAAGGGGGAGGCCCACGGCAACCUUGGCAUGAUUGGCAUUGCAAGAUUGAUGGUCCUGCCGCAUAUGACGUUCUUACCAAUUUUGAGCAAAGAUGGAGGAAGGCUGCUCGCUGGCAUGAAGAUGAACUUAUCCAGAUUGAACGAAUCUCAUGGAUUUUGGGUCCCAAGCCGCCUUUUCCUGCUGAAGGCGACCCUAAGUUGUAUGUCACGAAGGACGAUGAUCCUAGUACUUGGCGUUGCCAGGUAUUUCGCUCGAUCGACUCUGGGUCAGUUAAAGGCUUUCCGAGGAAUGUUGAACAAGCUGAGAAGCAGCAUCUUUCAUGGGGAAAAAGUAUUGCUAUAGAUAUCAGCAUACAGAUGGCUUAUAUCAAAGCUAUUCGGUCAGCUCAACAUUUCAUCCACAUCGAGAACCAGUAUUUUAUUGGCUCCUCUUACAACUGGCCUGAUUACAAGGAUGCAGGUGCGAAUCAUCUGAUCCCAAUGGAAUUAGCACUGAAGGUGGCAUCCAAGAUUAGGGAACACAAACGUUUUGCCGUGUAUGUGGUCAUUCCUAUGUGGCCGGAAGGUGUUCCUGAUAGCGGUGCUAUGCAAGAGAUUCUCUUCUUUCAGGCACAAACGAUAAAAAUGAUGUAUGGUGUUAUUGCUGAUGCGUUGAGGGACGUUGGUAAGCUUGGUGAACUACAUCCGCGAGACUAUCUGAACUUCUAUUGUCUCGGGAACCGCGAGACGAAGAGUGAAGUGGAAGCGAAAGCGGAUCCUCCCGCUAAAGCACCCGCUCCAGAAACGAAGCAUGGCCAAGCCCAGAAACAUAGGCGGUUCAUGAUUUACGUUCAUGCAAAAGGUAUGGUUGUUGAUGACGAGUAUAUUAUUUGUGGGUCGGCCAACAUCAAUCAGCGCUCCAUGGACGGAUCUCGCGACACGGAGAUUGCUAUGGGAGCCUUCCAACCCCGGUACACUUGGGCUCAUAAUGGAGGACAUCCAAUGGGACAGGUCUAUGGAUACCGAAUGUCUCUGUGGUCUGAGCAUUUGGGUCAUGUCGAAUCCCUUUUCACGGAAGCCGGAAGUCUCGAGUGUGUAAGAACAGUAAACAAGAUUGCGGAUGAGAAUUGGAAACAGUAUGCUGCGGAAGAAGUCACUGACAUGAAGGGCCACUUGCUGCCUUAUCCUAUUCAAGUUAACCAGGAUGGUACCAUUGGAUCUAUACCCGGCUUCGACACGUUUCCAGAUGUGGGUGGCAACAUAUUGGGAAAUAAUCAAAUAAAUUUACCCGACUCGUUAACGACCUGAUUGCAGAGGAAGGUUCUUGAGAAUGGUUCCUCAUUUUAUUCUCAUUAGAUCCUUCUGAAUUGCAUAAAGAAAGCCUUGAGAGGCUCGAUGUGAUCGAGCUGCUCUGCUGCCUCUCUGUUCAUCAAGGCUUGAACUUUCCAGUUCCUGCACUGCAUAGGUUAUUCUGUAAUUUUUAGAAUGGUCGCCUCUGGUUCAUGUAGUUUGCUAUCACCCGUUCAGAAACGCUUUUGAGAGAGAUCAUGGGCUUUGCGACUCUAGUUUGGGCACAGAGAGAGUGAACUUUGUCAGUAGCUGCAGCUGAAUUGGUUCCACUUGGUGACGUUACAGGAGGAUCAAUCUCACACUUAGUCACUAGCUGAUUUAAAGUUGAUGUUUUGUCAUCAGGUGCCGAAUGUGUUCAUACAGAAGCUGAGCAUGCUUACAAUUUGUGAGGAUGCACAAUGGUAGCGAAGAUUAGGCCUUCCUGUCAAAAUAAUUGAUAAGUAGAUAUUGAAAUUCAUUGAGUACAUACCUUGUGAGCAGGUAGGGUAGAACUCGCCUGCAAGUCAUUUUGGAACAUGUGUUUUCAGGAAAGACAGAUUUUCUUAAAUAAAAUCUAAUGUAGAAUUGUGUAAUACAUGAAGAUUCCUGUUUUCGAAACGUA